Messenger RNA from Phialemonium atrogriseum, 1960 nucleotides. RefSeq names its product methylenetetrahydrofolate dehydrogenase. The record is from RefSeq and is a predicted model, not a curated record. Gene Ontology annotation, biological process: purine nucleobase biosynthetic process. Gene Ontology annotation, cellular component: cytosol. Gene Ontology annotation, molecular function: methylenetetrahydrofolate dehydrogenase (NADP+) activity; methylenetetrahydrofolate dehydrogenase (NAD+) activity. The transcript is spliced from 3 exons. The coding region runs from base 458 to 1486 and encodes 342 amino acids. Lineage: Eukaryota; Fungi; Ascomycota; Sordariomycetes; Cephalothecales; Cephalothecaceae.
GCCAGAUUCUGGGUCUCCGAGAGCUCAGUGCGAGUCAUUUUCCCAAUCCAGGAGACGGUUUCUUUGUGAUGGUUUGAGAGAGAUCGGUCAAUUGAACUUGUUCUCGUGUUACCAACUCUUCUAGAGCAGCCCCAACUGUGUAAGAUCCCUCUUGUUCAAUCCUGUUUGGUCUAGGAAAGAGUUUGGCAUCCCAACCUGACAAGCCUGCUUUGUGGGGUACUUUUCCCAAGCACGCGGGGCAGGUGAGUUGUCAGUCAGCGACUUGACUCACUUACAUCUGCACAUCCAUCUCAUCCUGCCAACAGUGAUCGCUCUAAAACAACAUGAGGAUCAUUAUUGAGCAUGCAAGAUCAUAAAAUGAGAUGCAUUUACUAACAAACAUGUUAGUCCGUGCUGAGUAACAGCCAAUACAUCUCCUCAAACCGAAGCUUCUCCCCCCUGGCUGUGCCUGUACACCAUGGCUGCUGCUCCUCAAGAUAUACCCAAGACCUGCAAGGUGGUCCUGGCAGAUACCAUUGCAAGGGGGUUGCUGUCUGAAGUCAAGGAGACUCUGGCCACAGUUCAGUCUGCAGGCGCCAUACAGCCUUACCUUGCAGCUUUCCUGGCAAAUGACGACCCUGCGGCAGUCAAGUAUGCUGAAUGGUCCAAGAAGACCUGCGAGGAGAAUGGCUUCACCUUCGACCUCCGAAAGAUGGAUAAGGAAGAGCUCGAGGAGGCCAUCAUGGCGGCCAACGAGGACGACUCAGUGGAUGGCAUCAUCGUGUACUACCCCAUCUUCCCGGGCAACCCGACGCACGACAAGUACAUACAAGAGACGGUGUCGCUGGCCAAGGACGUCGAGGGCCUCUGCCACAAGCACCUGUACAACAUGUACCACAACAUCCGCUUCCUGGAUGCGCCGGCCAACCUCAAGAAGUCGAUCCUCCCCUGCACUCCCCUGGCCGUGGUCAAGAUCCUCGAGCACCUCCAGAUCUACAACCCGAUCCUGGCCCCGGGCAACCGCCUCUUCGGCAAGACCAUCACCGUCAUCAACCGCUCCGAGGUCAACGGCCGGCCGCUGGCGGCCCUGCUCGCCAACGACGGCGCCUCCGUCUACAGCGUCGACCUGACGGGCGUGCAGCUCUUUACCCGCGGGCGCGGCAUCCGCGCCCCGCGCCACCAGGUCCACGAGCAGCCCGGCUGGGCGCUCGAGCAGUGCCUGGCCCUGAGCGACGUGGUCAUCGGCGGCGUCCCCUCCGAGAAGUUCAAGGUCCCUGCCGACCUGCUCCGCGACGGCGCCGUCUGCAUCAACUUCUCCAGCUUCCGCAACUUUGACGGCCCCGCCGUCAAGGAGAGGGCGAGCAUAUACGUGCCCAGCAUCGGCAAGGUCACCAUCGCCGUGUUGCUGAGGAACUUGGUGCGGCUCAUCGCCAACCGACCUCGCCCAGAGGGGACGUCGAAUGCCAGCCAGAUAAAGGCGAGAAGCGAGGCGUUUGCGGAUGGUUAAGUAAGGGGUUCUCUGGACCGAGCGCCUGCAUCUGGUCCUCAGGUCGAGGCCCUCUUUUGCUCAUUUCUUUGUAUCUAUUAUCGCUUGGUGGGUGGGAUACCUGAGAUUUUGACCCUUUUUGCUUUAGAAGGAAGAAAAGGACAGUUGACGUUAGCUAGAGAAUGUCAAUACGGUUUGGCCGUGGCGAUUGAGAGGCUCAAAGGUGACAGUUUCUAGCCAUUCGUUCCCUUGAGCCUUCAAUGCUCAUGGGUUCUCGAACUGCUGUGGACUAGAGGACAAUUAAACUACCAUGAACUGUAAAAAUGUACUGGGUAUCGAAUCAAAAGGAACCAGGGUAACAAACAGUAAGGCUCCUCCCACGCCAUGAAAUAGCCAAACAAAGGGUUACAGUCGCGAAACCAGAGACCUCGAAGCAUUACAUACCGACCGACCACCGCGACCGACCAGUUGGAAGGGGGUUGGUUUUGUUCGCCA